Messenger RNA from Drosophila bipectinata, 1351 nucleotides. NCBI's taxonomy places the organism in Eukaryota, Metazoa, Arthropoda, Insecta, Diptera, Drosophilidae. The record is from RefSeq and is a predicted model, not a curated record.
AUGAUCUUUCAAGAACUAGGGAUAACCCAAGCCAUCUUACCUUUAACCCGAUUCCAUCUCGUCCAUAGGGAGCCGCCGAACGGAGCCGGUCCCGUGCUGCAACAGAUCCCACUCACCUACUUCCGGACGUACACGUACCAGCCUCUGGGACCCGGGGGAGCCUUCAGCAUGCCCUUCUUUGGGUUCGGGGCGGCACAGACGCCCCUGCUGCCGGGGGCCCAUCAGUACGAUCCUUAUGCGGUGACCAGCUACGCGGCAGCCCGCCGGCACGACUCCUCUCCGGUGGCGGGGGCCAGGCCGGAUGUGACCCCUCCAGUGUUGGCCGUGGGCGGUCCUAUUCCCUUCGCCAGCAGCAGUAGCACCACCACCACCUCCACCAGCACCACCCCAGCACCCACCACCACUACGACUACAACUACUACGACUACCACGCCGCCACCAACGACUACGACGAGUACCAGCACCACCACCACGACGCCACCGCCUCCGCCUCCUCCUCCAGGUCUGGAGGGGUCCUCGCCGGCUCCGGGAUCCGCCGGCACGUCCAGCCUGCUGCGCUACGGGGGAGAGUACCCGACCUACAGUCGCCGGGUGAGCAACCUGUACAACGCCAGGCCGCAGUACCCGUACCCGGACUACUUCAACUACCAGACGCCGGAGCAGGGUGUGGCCGGGAGCGGCAGUCGCAUCCAGUUUGUGCCCUGCAUGUGUCCCGUUACUGUUCCGAGUAUGGUGUCCUCCGUUCCUCCGUCGGGCACAUCUCCUCCGGUGGCCGCCACUCCCGUGGAGCCUCAGCCAGCGGCACGGCACAUCGAGCGACACGACCUGCAGGCCGUGGCGGAGGCCGAGGCGGGAAACGAGGCCGAAGAGGACGAGGAGGAGGAUGAGGGAGAGGCCGAGGCCCAGGAGGAGGAGGAACAGGGCGAGGAGGAGGGUGUUGCAGCCGCCAAGGCGCAACCGGAACAGCAGGACAGCGCAUCCGACACUCCCGUCUAGGACCAUGAGCCUGUGAGGCAUCCUCUGUAGAUUUAAGCCACGCCUCCGACUGAUCCGUCACCCGUCAGCCUGUUAGAUGCAAAAAUAAAGAAGCAGCCAGAUCUGAAAUGAAACUUGGUUUAGUCAUGGAACUCUGCCCCCUUCGAGUCGCCAGCUCCGGGUUUUCUGGGUGGCAGGUCGAAGAGGGCAGGGGGCAGGACGACACAAGGACGGACACAAGAACAUUUAACUCACAUUGAUUUCACUUCUUUUAUUAAUUCGUAUUCGUAGUUUCCAUCAAAAUGACAUUUACACAUUUAAAUUGUAUUUAUAAAUAUUCUAAUACUUUGCGCUUGCUGCACGACCCUCCUCCGAC